Molecule: messenger RNA, 876 nt
Organism: Adineta ricciae
Lineage: Eukaryota; Metazoa; Rotifera; Eurotatoria; Adinetida; Adinetidae
Source: the annotation of a GenBank genome assembly
AUGGUAGAUGAACAACAGCUGGAAUUAAUUGAAGAAUGUCAUGUUUUGCGUCGUGAAUUGAGUGAUUUGAUGAGCAAUGAUUUUGAUCGUAUUCUUAACGAAACCAGUGAGAUUCUUAAAAUGUCAAUUCGUUCGCUGAGACGCUCCGAUGAUCCAACGGAAGCAACAACUGCUGAAGCAACUGCAAAACCCAUUUUAUUAUCAUUAACACAUCCUCAGAACAGCGAAAUACUCAAAUGCACUUUAACACUACAUGGAUCAGAUAUUACGAAUGCUGAUGUGAUUUACAAAGCUGGAACUAAAGUUCAGCCACCAAUGAACACUGCAUUUCGAACCAAUAUCGCUACACAACAGAUGAAAUAUUGGUUUCUUCAACAAUUACAUGAAUGUCGACAACAUCUUGAACGUGCAUUACGCUAUGUUGAAUUAGCUGAUUUCGAGCGCAAUAUCGAUCAAAUUUAUAAAGCCAUACAAUACCUUGACUUGAUCAUUGAUUCUGUUAAUGACGCAAAAGAUAAUAUUUUAUUACCAAAGAAGAAACGUAUCGAUGAUUUACGGCGAAAUAAAAAUACUUCGAUUUUCACUCCGGCUAUUCCCGAAAACAUUGCAUUUAGUUUUUACGUUCAAGGCUCCAAACUUUCCUUUGCUGUUUAUCACACGAGUGUUCAAGGGAAAUCAAGUGGCUAUUUUAAACAUGCCGUUGAAGCUAAUGUUUCCGCACUUGCUGAACUUUUAAAUCACCUAACUUUUAUUCUUUUACAGUUGCAACAAUUUCGGGAUAAAUUGCGUAUUUUUGAUGAAUAUCAAAAUGGUUCCGAUUGGAAAUCUUCAGUGGAGAAACAAAAUACCAACGAUAGUCUAAUGACGAUGUUUUAA